This is a messenger RNA of Fulvia fulva, 2106 nucleotides long. RefSeq lists its product as uncharacterized. Bases 1 to 2106 code for a protein of 701 amino acids. The transcript has a single exon. NCBI's taxonomy places the organism in Eukaryota, Fungi, Ascomycota, Dothideomycetes, Mycosphaerellales, Mycosphaerellaceae. The record is from RefSeq and is a predicted model, not a curated record.
AUGCGUCUCCGCCUGCGCAUCGAGCGCAACGAGAUCCCGACGGCAAACGUUCUCUGGGCCAUCGACGACAUCACCGAACGCCGCCAAACAAUUGCACAAUUCCUUGCAAAAGUCAAUGAACGAUUUCCUUUAGAAGGAAACACAUGGGGCUUGGAAGACUACACCGUCUCGGUGGGUGGCUAUGAGGCUGUACACUACAGCGAGGUCGGCACCACGUUCCAGCAUGAGGAUGAAGUAUGCAUAAAGCCAUUGCAGUAUGUGGAGGCCAAGGGCAGACUACUCAGUGGGAGGGACCAGAUCACGCCAGGUGGUAGGCACAUACACGAUGGAGUGGCAUUUGGAAGGUCGUUGGUUCGGAAGGUUGAGAGGCCAGAUGUCUACAUCCCGCCUAGGAGGCAGCCAGCUGCGGGAGAUGAGGACGCUCUUGCAUUGAACAGGAUGGAGCUGGCGGGAGCAGAAUACCUCGAGGAAGGAGAGGAUGAUGAAGAGGAGGAUGGAGACUUCGAAGCAGAGCAUGAGAGCGGGGACGAGGAAAGUGAGGAAGAUGAAGACAUCACACCGGUGCCAAUAACAUUCAUCGAAGCUCCGGCGGAGAUCGAUGACUCUGAUGACAGCAGCAGUACCAGCAGUGAUAGCGACAGUUCGAGCGAUAGUGACAGCUCGAGUGACGACUCAUCGAGUAACUCCGACAGCUCAAGCGACGAGGAAACAUGGGAAGGCAUAGACGGAGAAGCAGCUGCGGCGGCGGCAGCCAAGCAGUCAAAGGAGCAGCCGCCGCUUGUAAAAGGUCACAAGGAAGUGAAUGGGACUUCAGGAUCAACCGAAGGCAAUGCCAAGGGCAUACCUCACGAGGGCAAGAACGACACCAAACGUCGCAAUCAGAGACGGAGAGAGCAGAGACAACUCAAAGUGCUAAAAGAGAGUGGCUUGCUACCAAGCGACGCAGGUAUCGAUGCGCUGCACAAUUGGCAGAAGGACAAGAAUGUCACCUCUGGCCCAGACGUUCGUGUUAUCAUCCAGGAGGAGCGGACGAUUGAGGGAGAGCGGCAAAAGCUGCUGAGCCAGAUAGCCUCUGGAGGUAUGGACAUCAACGGUGAAGAGGAUCGCGUGAUUGCAGCUUCCAAAGCGACAGAUAUACCCGCGGCAGACACCAUUCGAUCGAAGAAGAGGCCAGCAGAGGAGCCCAUCAUGCGGGAGGAGGAUGAAGACGAAGCACCUGAGAUCGAGCCAGCGACUGCUGCUAAGCGGAAGCGACUCGAUCUGGCCAGCAUGAACCGUCUUGUGUUCGGAUCGCUUGGUGUUAGAAACCCCAAGACACAAGCCGACAAAGACGCGCUGCAGAAGCGUCUCGCUGGUGGCACGACGCGCAAAGCUACCACUGCACUCCAGCCUGCCGCACCCGAGGAGGAAGAAGACGAAGACGCAUGGCGCAACCAAAUCGACCUGUCGGCAGUCGAGUGCUGCGACGAAGGCGUUGAGCUAUCUGCGCCUCCUUUCCCCUUUCAACAACGAUGGGACCCUCAGUAUCAGCACACCAAGAAGAAGCGCAACAAGCGACGAAAGGUCGACGCCACCGGUGCCGCUCACGCACAAUUCACCGAGACCUACGACAAAUACAACCAAAACGGUGGCGGUGAUGCACUCGACUACGACGACCCUAGCGAGGACGUCGAGGACGACUCAUACUGGGAAGAAGGCGCACUGCUCGAGAACGGCGACGACGACGAAGGCUUCCCACCAUUACCCGACGACAUCGCCGCGCUGCCACCAGUGGUGGUGGAGGACCUCGCAGUCGGUGACUACGUCGUCUUCACAGAGCUCGCAUGUUCCGCCGCAACAGGCUGGCAACCCAAGACCAUCACUGGCACCGUUCGCCUCGAUGUCAAGGAUGAUGAAGGCUGGACUGGGAAGCUGGCGCCGCGAGACCGUGCGCCGAAGGAGUUUGAUGAAGAGGGCAAGCGAGUCUACAGCAAGUUUGAGAUGGAGGGCGCGAGCGAUGAUGGCGCUGAUGAGGACUUGAAGUCGUUUUCGCUUGAGGAGGGGAAGGCGCUGAAGUUGCUGGCGAAGGCACCUCCUGCGGCGGAGCUGUUGCCAGCGGCGGAGUAG